GUUUUACUAACAAAUUAUUAUUUUUUGGUUUUUAAGUUUAUUUCCCUAAAAAAAUUCAUCUUUUGAGGAACAUUCAAGCAAGUGCGCGCAAGUUUGAAAGAAACUUUUAAAGAUCGUUUGUGGAAAGUUUCUUCGGUUCUUCGUGGACUUAAAAGUGAUAUAAAAGAAAUAUUGAAAAAAGAAUAAAUCUUAGAAAAGAUUGAAAGAGCAUAAGAUUGCAGUGAAUGAGAACUUAGUGACAAAAAUCAUAUAAAAAAAGCCAAAAUUAAUCAAGGAUAUUAAACCCUAAUCAGAAAGAAAGAAAACGAGGAAGAAGAACCAGUAGAAGCACUUUGUCAACUUCCUUCCUGUCAUCUUCAUUAUUAAUCCAUUAAAAUUAAAUCGAUAAGAUUAUCAAAUUGGGAAUAGCAUAUAAUAAAAUAAGAAGAGAUGAAGACAAUUCUAUUAAUAUUCCUAGUACAAAUAGCUACCGCUUUUGGUAAAAUUGCCUUUGAAAAGCUCACAGACUAUGAUUUUCCUGGCACAACGUAUUACAGUGUAAAGAAUUUAUCAUUAUAUGAAUGUCAAGGAUGGUGUAAUCAAGAGCCGGAAUGCGUAGCAGCGUUCUUUAGUUUUGCACUCAAUCCACUAACACCAGAACAGGAGACGAAUUGUCAAUUACAAAAUACAACGACAGCUUUUGAUCCAACAGCAACACCUCAACGAUCAUACAGCACAUAUUACAUGGUUAAAUUAAAUAUUCGAUCAGAGAAUGUCUGCAUGAGACCAUGGUCAUUUGAAAGAGUACCAAAUAAAGUUAUUCGUGGCUUGGACAAUGCUCUCAUUUAUACGAGUACAAAAGAAGCUUGCUUGUCAGCAUGUCUUAAUGAGAGAAAUUUCAUAUGCCGAUCAGUCGAAUAUGAUUAUAACAACAUGAAAUGUGUGCUCAGUGAUGCCGAUCGUCGUACAACGGGACAAUAUGUUCAACUUGUCGACGCGCAAGGUGUAGACUAUUUCGAGAAUCUCUGUCUAAAGUCGAAUAAUGCAUGCAAGUACAAUCGCGUGAUUCAAGCUCCACGUUUUGGUGUAUCGGAAGAUAAAGUUGCACAAUAUGUUGGACUUCAUUACUAUACCGACAAAGAAUUACAAGUUACCUCUGAGGCUGCCUGUAAAUUAGCAUGUGAAAUCGAAAAUGAAUUCUUAUGUCGUUCAUUCUUGUAUCUCGGUCAUCCAAUUGGACAGCAAUACAAUUGCCGAUUGUAUCAUCUCGAUCAUAAGACACUCCCAGACGGACCAUCAACUUAUCUUAAUCUUGAACGUCCAUUGAUUGAUGUUGGUGAACCGACUGGAACAUAUAUGGAAAAUUUCUGUGAAAAAACGUCACCGUCCUCAACUGAAAACACGCUUCCCGUCCAUUUUGAUGCCACUGAAGAUCCAACCCUUAACAAUUUGACAAGAACUGAUGUGAAUUGCGAUAAGACUGGUACAUGCUAUGAUGUGUCAGUUCACUGCAAGGAUACAAGAAUCGCUGUACAAGUUCGCACCAAUAAGCCAUUCAACGGUAGAAUCUAUGCUUUAGGGCGUUCAGAAACAUGUAAUAUUGAUGUUAUUAACUCCGACACUUUCCGUCUUGAUUUGACAAUGGGCGGACAAGACUGUAAUACACAACAAAUCACUGGUGUCUAUACUAAUACCGUCGUCUUACAACAUCAUAGUGUCGUUAUGACAAAAGCUGAUAAAAUCUACAAGGUUAAAUGUACAUACGAUAUGAGCUCUAAGAACAUUACAUUCGGCAUGAUGCCAAUUCGUGAUCAAGAAAUGAUUCAUAUCAACUCAUCGCCUGAAGCUCCACCACCAAGAAUUCGCAUUUUGGAUGCACGAAAUCGUGAGGUUGAAACUGUUCGUAUUGGAGAUCGUUUGACAUUCAGAAUUGAAAUUCCAGAAGAUACCCCAUACGGCAUCUUUGCACGAUCAUGUGUCGCCAUGGCUAAAGACUCGAAGAGUACAUUCCAAAUUAUUGAUGACGACGGAUGUCCAGUUGAUCAACUCAUCUUCCCAGGAUUCACACCAGACGGCAAUGCACUACAGUCAGUCUAUGAAGCUUUCCGUUUCACGGAGAGUUAUGGUGUCAUUUUCCAAUGUAAUGUUAAAUACUGUUUAGGACCAUGUGAGCCAGCCGUCUGUGAAUGGGGAAGAGAUUCAAUGGAAUCAUGGGGCAGAAAACGUCGUUCCGUUGGCAAUGAGACAGAGAAUAAUGAAGAGAUGAACAUGAUUUCACAAGAAAUUCUCGUUCUUGAUUUUGGUGACGAGAACAACAAAGAUUUCCUUAGAAGUUCCGAUCCAAGCACCGACUUCGGAAGAGAUAAAACCGUUACAAUCAUUGAGCCAUGUCCCACAAAAACAUCAGUUCUUGCUCUUGCAAUAACAUGUGCUUUGAUGGUCUUCGUAUACCUCUGCACACUAUUCUGUUACUUUACUAAGAAAUGGAUGUCACCACCUAAAAUGAUGCCUUAAAACUUGCAUAAUACUUAAUUUAUUAACUUUCAAUAGAGAAGCAUUUACAAAAGACAACGUCGAGUAAGUAAGAAGAUGAAACAGAAAAAAGCCUGCAAUUAAAUUUUAAAUUAAAAUUUUUUUAAUUUCUUCUGAGAUGAUUUUUUUAAACUUUAAAGAAUAUUCUCAGAAUGAGUCCUUUGAAAUAGUAUUUUUAGUAGUUAAGUUAUUUAUUAAACUACAACAAAAAAAGACGAUUUUAUUUUCUGCUGAAUGAAAGAUAAAAAAAUAAUAUUUUAAAUUAACAAGAAGAUUUUUUUUGUCCUGAAGCUUUUUUCAUUUUUUGCAUAAUUUUAAUAAAAUAGGCCUUGUCAGCAUGUAAUUAACGUUGAAUGUGGGUUAAUUUGAGAAGAUCUUAUCAUGUAGCUUACAUUGAGGUUAAUUUUAAGGGAACUUUUAAGAUUUUUUAACAUUUCCCGCCAAAAUUUAAAAUUUUACUCAGGAAAUCUUAAUUAUGAUGUCGACAAGGCUAAAAGCUGCAAAUUAGUCUCGUGGCAUUCACGAUAGGCAUUAGAUCGUAGUUAAUUUUAUCCUAAAAUUCGAUUAUAAUGCGAAAUAUACUAAGUUUUAUAUACUUUAAGGUAUUCAAAUCUUCUGUGAAGCAUUUCAAAAUGAAAAUUAUGCAAAAAAUGGAAAAAGAAUUUAAAAAUUUUAUAUAAUUUAUGAUAAGUGGAGUAAAGACACAAAAAAAUAGUUAACAAUUUAAACUUAAUGAAAUGAAAACACUUUCUAUGGAGUUUUUCGAUUGAGAAUUUUUUAUGCAAUUGCCUUGUGAUUAUUUAACCUGAUAUAUGAAAAAUAAAAUGAAUCAAUCAGAAACUUCUUAUAGAGAUUGACAAUAAAUUAAUAAAUUUACUUACUGAUAAUUAAUUUUAAUAGAAUAAAAAUUUUCUUAUUUUGUAAAAUGCACAAAAAGAAA
This is a messenger RNA of Chironomus riparius, 3451 nucleotides long. The record is from the annotation of a GenBank genome assembly. NCBI's taxonomy places the organism in Eukaryota, Metazoa, Arthropoda, Insecta, Diptera, Chironomidae.